GUGGUUCAAGGGGAUAGGGGCGAAUUGCAUUCAUCGAUACAUGGGAAGGGGGUAUGCGGGUAGGUGGGGAGGGAGGUUUUUUAGAGGGAGGUAGGGGUUUCUAGUGUUGCGAGAAUGGUGGUUUGGGUCGAGGGAAAGGGAAGGUCGAUUUCAAGGGGUCGGGGUGACACCGGUGCUGGGUUCAGGGGGGAUUUGCAUCGUUUCGAUGCCGGGGUGGGGUUCAGGGGAGGCAGCGGUGGUUGGGGUUUGGGCUUGGUUUUUUUGUAGUUUUUAUUAAAUAUUUUUGAUUUUUUUCUUUUUAAUAAUUACUUAAAUAGAUUAACCCUUAAUGACUAACGGAGCUGACGUCGUAAGUCCGUUAGUCAUUUGGAUAUAUAAGGCAUUUUUGUUAAACUCGGAGAUACAUGGUGUAUUUGAAAAUUUUCAAAAUACAUUGUGAUUAAGCGAAUUACUCAAAAAGGGUAUUGGGUGAAAUAACCGUAUAAAAAAAAUACUCACAUUAAAAUUGUUGACAAAAUCACAACUUUUUUUUUUUUUUAUUGACAAAUGACAAAAUCACAACCUACACAUACAUAACUUUCUCACUUUCUCCACCAACACACUACACAUCCAUUUUCCCGGGUGAAAAAAAAUGGCGUUCGCAACCAACCCCUUAUCUUUAAGCGUCCCAGAACAAGCCUUCGAGUCAUGGCUCCGCGACUCCGGCUACCUCGAAAUCCUCGACCACCGCACCACCCAACUCCACAAACUCAACUCCUCCGCACCCACUGCAGCAACCACCGCACCAUCCGCCGCACCAACCACCGCACCAAUCCCAUCAACCGCCCCCAGAAGAACCCCAACAACCACUAUCACUGCCAUAGCUUAUGGCCUUAUUAUGUCCCUCAUUUCAUCGUUUGCCACCAUUUUCUCUCUCCUAACUCUCAACCCUUUUGCUAAACUUACUUCGUCUGAUUUUUCUCAGCAGAAUUCUCCCUCUUUGACUUCUUCUGGGUUUCUGGGUUCUGUUGAUUCUUACUCUUUUCCUUCUUCUUCUACUCAAGCUAGGAUGCGUGUUCAUGAGAAUGUUAAGCGUUUUGCUAAGAAUUAUGCUACGCUUCUUAUUCUCUUCUUUGCGUGCUCUUUGUAUCAAAUGCCACUUGCUUUGGUCGGCUUGGUAUCUUGUUUAGCGACAUGGGAAGUAUUUAGGUUCUGUGACAACAGAUGGGCACUCGAUAGGUUUUCCGCUAUUCGACAUGUUCUAAUUCGUGUUGCUCAAUGUGCAGUUGCAGUCAUUUUAUUCUGGUCCAAUGUUCAGAUGGCAGUCUUCUUCACUUUAGGAGUUGGUUACAUAGUUAUGAUGUUACAUGCUUCUUUUCGCAAGCUCACUCCUGCCAAGCAACUUUCGAAAGGAAGAAGAAGAUGAGGAUCUCACCAAUCGACAAUCUUGGAUUUUUUCAUCAUUUCAUCUGUGUAUAUAUAAUUGCUUCAAAAAUUGAAGCUCCUAAUUUUGACAGUAUUGUGAAAAUAGGCCACUCACCUGUAGAAGUCUGGUAUUUGCUGAAUUCAGUUUAAGUUAAGCUUUCGAUAACAAGCUAUGAAACAACCUUGGAUGAAGACAAGGCUAAUCAGUAAUCUACUGCUGAAAUUGUUAUUUCUAUUCUUAUAGGAUUGCUGAAUUUUGAGGCCGUGAGCACUUCUGAUUAUGGGGUAUUAGGGUUUAAUGAUACUGAAUUAAUAAUAGGAAAUUUAGUGAUGAACUAUCUAUUUUUGUACAGUUUUCCAGAAACAAACAACAUUUAUGAGUAUGGUACUUGUAAUCUAUUUA
Molecule: messenger RNA, 1807 nt
Organism: Chenopodium quinoa (quinoa)
Lineage: Eukaryota; Viridiplantae; Streptophyta; Magnoliopsida; Caryophyllales; Amaranthaceae
Product: PRA1 family protein H-like
Exons: 4
Coding region: 632-1405 (257 amino acids)
Biological process (GO): vesicle-mediated transport
Cellular component (GO): endoplasmic reticulum; Golgi apparatus
Source: RefSeq, a predicted model, not a curated record